Caenorhabditis angaria is the source of this 2002-nucleotide messenger RNA. Lineage: Eukaryota; Metazoa; Nematoda; Chromadorea; Rhabditida; Rhabditidae. The record is from the annotation of a GenBank genome assembly.
AUGUCAAAAAGACCGCAUUUCGAUGAUGAAGACGAUGGGGAAGACAAUUCUGAGAAACGAAUAGAAUUACAACAACCGGAAGAAAAAGUAAACAUUCAACAUGUGCAAUUUAAUAAUGAUUAUGAAAAAGAAGUCGAUGUUGGGCAAGAAGAAGAAGAAGAACCACAAGCGGUAAGUAAUUUUAGAUAUGUUCCUCUGAUAUUUGCCAUUUUACAGUCGUCGAGUGAACCACCAUUUCUUGGAGUAACUAGUGAUCUACUUCAAAAUAUCGACCCUAACAUGUCUAUGAGAGACAUUCUUGCGAAUAAUCGAAAAAGAGCUCGUCCAUUGUCAGCAGGGUUUAUUGAUUAUACACAAACUCGGUAUUAUGAUCGAUAUAAGCAACAAGAAUAUACUAGAAGAAAUGAUUAUAUGAAAUAUUGUCAUGUUUGUCGAAAGAAAACUGUUGGAAAAUUAAGAGUUUUACCAGGAGAUUUGAGAAUGCGAAAAGUUUGGAUUCUUCGAUCAAAUUUAGAUGAAGAAAGAUCAGCCGAAUUAUGGUUACGUGAAUUAGCAUGUGAAGGUUCACAUGGUGGCGAGUUUUGCGAAAUUCAUUUUCCACCCGGUUCAACACAUCUCAAAGGUAAUCAAUUAUUUCCAAUCGAUAUUCGACCUCCCGAAGGAAGACAUUCUGUUAUGGAAGAUAUACUUUUCGAGUUUGAUUCUAUAGUUUUACAAUGUGUUUUUUGUGGAAGAGAGGGAAAUUUGAAUUCAAUGUUGCCAUUUAUCAGAGUAAGAUAUAAUCCGCUUAUAUGUAUUUUCAAAAUAGUUUUGUUUUGUUAAUUUUAGAAUCGUGCAAAACGUGCAAGAUGGAUUGAUACAUUAUCAGAUGGUGAUGUCAAUUUCAAACGAAGACUUCAAGGAGCUUUGAAAGGAGGUGUAACACAAUUUCUUUGUGAUUGGCAUAUUGCGGAUAGUUCGUUCGAAAUCAAUGGAUUUGGUGAAUGGAGAAUGUUGAGAAAUGCGUUACCUGAUCCGAAUGUUAGUUUAGAGUUCAAAUUUAUAGUAUCAAGUAAUAAUACAACAAUUCUAUAGCUUACCGAAUCUGAUAAACGUGGAAAUCGUAUUUACCUUGUGGAUAAAUGUCGUGAUAAUUUAUUUUGGGAUCGACAUUUGUGGCGAGGAGUUGAUCGAUUAACUCGACUUGGAAGAGGAAUUGAAGAGCAUGAAGUUGUUGAAAUGGGAGAAGAAGUCGAUGAACAUAUUUUGAAUAUCACAAAUUCAGCAGAAUUGGAACAAUUUUUAAGUUCGAAUUUGGAUAAUGGAUUAGAGCAAAAACAUAUCAUUAGUAGGGUUUUCUAGAAUUUUCCUAGUUCUGUUUUCUGAAUCAAUAAUAUUUUUUCAGUGUCAAAAUCAAUGCAUCACGAAGGAGGAAGUAAACUAGAAAAUGAAUUAGCAAAUAUUCGAGGAGUAAGUUCGAAUUUUAAAAAAAUGGAAAAAUGAGUGAACGUGAAAAAAACGUGACCUAUUAUUAUUUUUCAAUAAUCAUUUUCAUAUUUUUUAGGAACGUGUCAAAAGAAUUGUGAUAAAAGACGAACCAUCGACAUCUUCACAAAAAGAUGAUAAUCAAACAUAUGAAAUCGAAUAUUCGGAUGAUUCAGACGAGGAAAAUGAUAUGAUUCUGAAAAACGGAGAAAUUCCAUAUACAGAAAGAUUAUGUCAAGUUUGCGGUAGAAUUGAACCAAUUGGAAAUGAAUUCCCAGUGAAAUCAGAUUUGAGAACAUGGCCAUUUGAUGAAUAUCGUCAUAAAAAAUGGUUAGAAAUUAUGGAUUGGCCGCAAGAAUUCGAAGAUUCAAUGAAAACAUUGUGGAGAAAACGGAAAACUGAAGGAAAUUUGAGUGGAGAUUAUCAUUUUUGUCCGAUUAAUGUUUGUCAAAACCAUUUGGAUUAUCGGGUGAGUUUUUGUGUUUUCUUUUUUUUAAACAAAACCACACUGGAAUUCAAAACAGUUCAUUUCAAUUAA